AAACACAUUCGCCCAUCGCGUGCAUGCACAUGUUGUACUCUACUCUGACUACACUGAUAGCUGAAAGCUUCAAAACAUGGACUCGAAUGCGAUUUUUUCGGACCUUGAUGCUGGAGAUAUAGGGGAAGAAGAAGAAGCUGUUGUCACAAGAAAAGUAGAAUUAGAAAUAGAAGAGGAGGAGGAGGUGGAAAGGGAGGUCAAAGCACCUGAAAUCAAGAAGGUUAUCUCACCUACUGCUAAACCAGUAUCAGAUGUCGAGAAAAAGGCUUUACGAGCUCAGAAGUUUGGAGUUGCAGCUUCACUAUCAGAUGCAGACAAGAAGAAAGCAAGAGCAGAAAGAUUUGGAAUGCCAGCACCGGGAUCACAAGCCAAGCCAACAGCCACAGUAACACCAACUUCAAAAGGGAUAUCAAUGUCUGUAAAUUCUGAUAAACUGAAACAGAGAGCAGAGCGCUUUGGAAAAUCAGUGUCUCCAACAGCAGUAAAGACAGAGGAAUCAGAGAGGAUACGGAAAAGAAAAGAAAGAUUUGGAGCAGUGACCAUCUCGGCACCAGGUUCAAAAGCAAAGACAAGUGCUGUUGGGAGUGAUGAUGUAGAGGCCAAGAAACUGAAGAGAGCAGAGAGGUUUGGGAUGGCAUAACAGAACUGCGUCAAGUAUUCAGCAUUCUUUGUUACCAUGUUCCUUUCAACGUGUCCUAUCGUUUGUACAGCAUCGUGUAGAUCUUUCUUCCACCUCCUUUGUCCCUUGGCGAAACCAACAUACCGAUUCAGAACCAAGAGAUCUUUGGGCUCGGGUCAUAAUGGUCUGUAGUUGGUCUCAUGUCAAUCCUGCCAUUGCAGUAAAGGUAUUUAUGUGGAAUUCUACAUGAAAACUUCUGUACCACUCUGAUAGUGCUGCCGAUGGAAAGAGCAUUGGUAUUUUUGAAACUCAUUACAGCAUGAGUUCCUCGAAAGCAGAGUGCAGCUGACGUUAAAGGUGACAAUACCUGGGUUGACACGCUGACUUAAUGCAAGGUGCGAAUGGUCAAAGGCAGCCAUGAGGAUCUGAAAUGUUUCAUCUGUACAUACAAUUAGCUAAUUUGCCUAUUUCCUGUUUUGAUGAAACGAUUGGCCUAGAUGAAUUUUUUUUGUAGACAUCUCUUAAAAGGUGCCACCCCCCCUUAAAGCUAUGGUUUAACUAUGGAAAGCCAAUUGCAUCUCAAACACUAGGGGGUCAAUUUAUCAAGUUAGUAGACAUUCAAAUCAUUCAUAAUUGUCGGGGAUAAGUAUAAAUGUUUCUUCACCAUUAAGGCAUGAGGAAAGAACACGGUAAACAUAUGAAACAUGCAAUGUAAAUGCAGUGUUGAUGUAUUAAGCACCCCAUAAUUUCAUCACAGAGUAAGACCACUCUGGGGAGUUUUUUAUGAAGCAUAUUAUCACUGAUCUUCAUUGAAUUUGACUUUUUUUUUUUCUUAGCCAAUUAGAUGCAAGGAUUUCAGUAGCUUAUAACAAAAGUCACUGAAAAUCACGAUGAUGUGUUUCAUGAAAUGCUCUCCAGGGGGAUGUUUCACAAAGAUUUAAGUAUGACUUAAGUCACACUUAAUGUCGACGCGUAUCUGAAAUGUAACACGCAAUCUAAUUGAUCAAUACGCAGUAGUGUGCAUCCUCUUCGCAUGAUCUGACCAAUGCGGUCUUGCCUUUUAAAACGCACGCAAUUAGGCAUUUAAGUGUGACUCUAAGUCAUAAUUAAAUCUUUGUGAAACAUCCCCCAGAACACAGGCCAUGGUACUCUAUUAUCAGUGCAGUCCAAUUGACAGAAAGGUAGUGCCAUGUAACAGACACAUCUGUGGCCUGAAACACAAAGCUUAGCAAUCAAUCGUAGGACAAUUUUCUAUGAUUGAUUGCAUUGAUUACAAUGUACAGUCAAUCAUAAAAAUCAAUUGUACGAUUAAUCACUUACCUUUGUGCUAUUGGACCCUGAUGAUUUCAAUUGAUCAUUACUUACACAGCAGUCAAAUAAUUCUUGUUGCAUUUAUUAGAAACAUUUAACAUCAAGUUACAUCCUGCAUUUAAAAAAAAACUGAAGAAAUGCACUUGUGUCCUGUCAGUUACAUCACACAAAGUGUUUUUUUUUCUUUCUAACCAUCCAAUAGAAUUUUGUAGAGUCAUUGGCCCGUAUUCUGAUCGCAGGUUUAACUUAAACUCAGGUUUAAAGUUGUGGUUUAAGUAUGGAUAGCCAAUUGUUACAUAAAUCACUAACGGUAGAGAUAUCAUACUUCAGCUCAUUUGGCUCUCAAAUCAUUCAUAAUUGUCUAGGAAGUAUAGAUGAUUGUCUUCACCAUCGAUGAAUCAAGAAAGAGCACAGUAAACAUAAGAAACAUACAACUCCAUAAAAAUGUUGAUACUUAUGGCUUCCCAUACUUAAAACCUGAGUUUUAGUUAAACCCGACUUCAGAAUACGGGCCAUAUAAAUAGUAAGUGAAUGUUUAAUGUGCUUGAUAAGCUUGGAAAGAACUGUUUGAACACUGUGCUUCUUACAGUAUGAUGGUUCAAGACUGUCAAAUGACAUACCCACAAGCUGGAAUUGUCUAGCACUAAACAGUUGCUUCGGGGAAACAAUAUUAUUUCCAUUCUAGUUCACUUCCUUUACUUCAAAAAAGUGUUUAUUUCAGUGUUGUCUGUUUCCUAAAGGAAAGCUCAUCCAAUUUGGAUGAUUGACUUGUAAUAGAACACCUGUUAGGGGAAUUAGAUUCUUUUUAGAUUUUAUUGUAACACAGAAGAUAUGAAAAAGAAGCAGAGCUUAUUGAUGUCCUUUUCCUUCGUGAGUGGUGCUGUAUCAGGUUCUGAUUACAUUAUACCCUAUGUAAAUUACCUAGUAUGAUUUCACUUGGUUGUAUGGGAGCUCUAUUCUCUCAAAUUAUAGAAUUUAGUGUGUAUUUGGUCGUCUCGAUAAGAGGCCUGUUUCAUAAAGAGUUGCAGCUAUUGUAACUUUGCCAUUAUGGUAAAUACAAGGGGCGGAUCCAGGAUUUUCCAAGGGGGGGGGGGCAUUUGACAAGCACGGGACAGCUUUUGCCCCCCCCCCCCUCCUGGAUCCUGCAGUGGUAAAUACCAUGGUAGCAGGGCUCAGCAGCCAAUCACAAUCAAGGUUGCGAUGGAAGUUAAUAAUAAUGGCAAAUUGACAAUAAUUGUACGUCUUUCCGAAACUGCCCCAAGAACUCCAUGUAGAGAAAAGUAGUUAACAGCAGCUUAAGCUAAAACCAUGGUAAUGAUACUGCACCUUGUGAAAUAUUAUUUCUAGAUAGACUGCACUAUAUACACGCCUUUUAUGAUUUUUAUCAUUAUUUCAGUAACAUAUUCCAUUUCUCUUUACUGUCUCUGACCUAUAAUUCUCACCAUUUUUUAUUGAGGUUUUAUCACGAAUUGAAGGAUGCAACAUCACUUUCAGUCAUCAGAUUAAGCAAGAACUAAAAUGGUUUUAAAGUAGAAGCUGCAAUUUAUUUAGUGCUAUCAGUUUCAGUAUGUAUUUGUGAAUAUUUGUGUAAAUUCAUAGACGAAAAAACAUGUAUUUAGAAAGUCCCAUCCUUUUAUCAACUUGUUUAUGAGGAAAAACAAACCCAGAAAAUUGGAGAAAAUAAGAGUAAGUUAAUGUAGAUAUGGAUUUUCCUUAUUUUGUUACAUCACAUGCAAGCAGAUUGAUUACUUUUCAUUACAGUAUAUACAUGUAAUAAUGAAUAUAUUCUAGAAAGUGCCAUUUUCUGAGAAAAUUGAAAUUGAAUUUUAAUGUGCAUCCAUGACAUAAUCAUGCACAUUAUUAUGUGCAGAGAUGCUUCUUUCCAAAUGUACAUAUUUAAUCAUUAUGAACCAUUAAAAUUCAAUUUAUAUUGCAUGACAUGUCAGGGAAGAUGCAAGCAAUUAAUGCCACAAAGUCAGAAAUUUGAAUAUUUGUCAUUCUGUUACUCUUUAAAAUCCAAACCGGGCAUGGUGGCUCAGUGGUAGAGCGUCCGCCUCAUGAACGGGAGGUCGUGGGUUCGAUCCCCUGCCGAGUCAUACCAAAGAUUUAUAAAAAUGGGACCUUCUGCCCUCUUGCUUGGCGCUCAGCAUUUAGACUGGAGAAGGGUAAUAAUAACAUAUCAUGUUAUGCAGGGCCCGCUGGAAGAGCAGUCUUAUGUUUGAAGUGGCUACCCUGGGUAAAUAAAACAUUAUUAUUAUUAUAAAUCGAUCUUUAGACUUAUAAGCAUGAGAACUUUUUUAUCCAUAAAUUUGAAAACAUGUGAUUAUGUUCUUUUUUUCUUUUCUAUUUUUAAAUUCCAUGUUAUAACACAAAAACACCCCCUCUUCUGCACAUGUGCUUAAGUGGUGUAUGUUUGUUUGCUUUCUUAAUUUGUUUUUCUUUAAGAUUAUAUUGCUUGUGAGUCAUAAGUCAUAACAUAGUAAUAGUGGGUAAUGUCUUCUAUUUUAUACGCAAGGUCUUUGUUCAUCCAUACACAUUCUGUUAAUCAUGCAGUUUAUCUUGCAAAGAGAUCUCUCCUCAGCAUGUUGUGAUGAUUGGAAUUUGUGUUUGCAUAGAUUUUAGGUUUAAUUUGACAUGUCUAUCUCGCCCCCACAAAAGGUGUUCACAUUUUUGUUAAAGAAGUGUUGCAUAGUGGUCUGGAAAUAUCUUCUUUUUUUAAACAUUCCCCCGAUGAAACAUAAAAAACAGUAUUGAAGUGCAAGUAGACUUUAUCUGUAAAAAGUUAGAUAUUAAAUUUGCACACUUGCUCCUUCUUGUAAAUACAUUUUUCACAUAUUCUACUUUGUAUUUAUGUUUAGAAUGUGACCCAUUUCUCCCCUCGCAUUUGUGUGAUGUACAAACCAAUUGUAAUAUCUGGCAAUUUUGAACCAUUUUUAGGUAUGUUUGUUAUUGCAACGAGUCGCAUAAACUUGGUAGAGUAUGUUUAAGGUGUUAUUCUAAGGGAAAAGUGAUCAAGUAAAGCAAUAAUUGACUUUUAAAAACCAA
This is a messenger RNA of Lytechinus pictus (painted urchin), 4975 nucleotides long. RefSeq names its product SAP domain-containing ribonucleoprotein-like. The record is from RefSeq and is a predicted model, not a curated record. The coding region runs from base 77 to 640 and encodes 187 amino acids. The transcript is spliced from 7 exons. NCBI's taxonomy places the organism in Eukaryota, Metazoa, Echinodermata, Echinoidea, Temnopleuroida, Toxopneustidae. Gene Ontology annotation, cellular component: nucleus. Gene Ontology annotation, biological process: poly(A)+ mRNA export from nucleus.